Arctia plantaginis is the source of this 5487-nucleotide messenger RNA. The record is from the annotation of a GenBank genome assembly. Lineage: Eukaryota; Metazoa; Arthropoda; Insecta; Lepidoptera; Erebidae.
AUGGAGACAAGAUGGAAGUGCGUCAUCGUGUUGGUGGCUCUCGGCAUUGCAUUAGCGUCUACGAAUAUGCUGCCAGUAUUUACACAUGACAUGAACAAUCUGGCGCUAUCAGAGAGUACACCAGUUGGCACCGUGGUCUACAGACUGCAAGGUGUUGAUCCUGAGGGUUUGCCGAUAACAUACAGUUUGGCUGGCACGGACAAGUUCAUUGUGAAUCCUGAAACUGGCGACGUCACAUUAAACCGACCUUUAGACAGAGAGGUGGAAGACACGAUAAAGUUCUUAGUAUCGAUAAGAGAUGAGGAACAAAACUUGGAACAAACGCAGCCGGUGACUGUGAUAGUGCUGGAUGAGAAUGACAACCCGCCGAUAUUUAAAAAUAGUCCCUACGAGGUAAGCGUGCCAGAAGACGAACAAGUUGGCACCACAAUAUUGAGGAGCAUUGAAGUAGAAGACGAAGAUUUCGUUGGAGACAGCCUUGAAGUUGGUUGCGUGCCUAGUGAACAGUGGCCAGAUGACUGUGACACCUUCGAGGUAGUGGCUAUCAAUUCAACAGCUCACCAGUACUUAGGAGCUUUGGUGCUCAGGAAACCUUUGAACUAUAAUGAGAGACAGUUUUACCAGUACCAACUUUAUGCGAAUGACGGUAGCCUCAACUCUACAACCCACAUUGAGAUCAAAGUAAUAGAUGUCCAGAACUCUCCUCCAGUUUUUAGCGGGUCUUUGAGCGGUGCUUUGGCUGAAGAUGCACCGGUUGGGACCUUAGCUCUGACUGUGAAGGCCAGGGAUGCUGACAGGGCACAGCCGAGAGAUGUGGUGCUAGAACUCGUUAAUAAUCCUUUGGAUUUUUUUCUCCUGGACAGCGUCACUGGUGAACUUAGGACUGCCAAACCAUUAGACAGAGAAGCUCUCGCUGAUCCGUCCUCGCCACUCAAUCUGACUGUCCGCGCUACAGAACUAGUCAACGGAUACCCUGUAAUCUCCGAGCUGACUUCAACCCUAGCCACGGUGACCAUCACAAUCAAAGACGUGAACGACGAGCCCCCUCGGUUUAACCGGCGCGAGUACAGCGUCGAGAUCCCCGAGAGCCUCCCUAUAGGCACACCUCUCCCCAACUUGGAUAUGGUGGUCACUGACACUGAUCUCGGUCUAAAUUCGGUGUUCAGCCUCCGUCUGUCGGACGAUCUGGACGCUUUUAUAGUGGAACCUUCAACAGCCACAGGCAGUGCCUCCGUGACCCUCAGGCUCAACUCCACCCUGGACUACGAGGAUCCUAAUCAGAGAAAGUUCAUACUAGAAGUCAUAGCAGAAGAGAUUCACACUAUGCCGCGCCUGUCGUCGAAGGCGAGCGUGACGAUAUCGCUGACGGACGUGAAUGACAACGCGCCGCAGUUCGCGGAGGAGCCCAGCUCCGCGCACGUGGCCGAGGGCGCGCCCGCCGGGACACGCGUCACGGCGCUGCGGGCCACCGACCGGGACACGGCCCGAUUCGGCACGGAAGGCAUAGUAUAUACAUUAUCUGGUAACGGAGCUGAACUAUUCCAAGUGGACAAUCGCAGCGGAGUGAUCACUGUGGCGCCCUGUCCCACGCCUGGACAACCGCCUUGCUUAGACUACGAGACCAGAAAGGACUAUUUCUUACAAUAUAAGGCAACAGAUGAUGAUGGAUCUGGCCAGACGACAGUCGUAUCUCUCCAGAUCUCGCUAACAGACUCCAACGACAACCCACCGGUGUUCCUCACGCAGGUCUACAAGGCGUCUAUUGAUGAAGAUGCUGUCAAAUUUGAGCCGGAACUUCAGGUACAAGCCCGUGACGCGGACGUGACGUCAGACAUCCGCUAUUCGAUCAUAGACCCGGCGGACCAUCCGUUUUGGAUAGACCCUACCACCGGCAAGAUAUCUGUAAGGCCGGAUGUCGGUGGUGUGGAGUCUCCCGAAAACUCCAACAAGAUUUUUUUAAUUGUUUUGGCGACAGAUGGCAUUCACAACGGGACCUGCAGGGUCGAGAUCACGGUGCGAGAUGUGAACAACCACGCUCCGAUAUUCGACAGCGACAAGUAUGAUGCUGAUGUGUCUGAAGAUGCACCUAUUGGUACUGAAAUAGCCGCAGUCCGCGCCACAGACCUGGACAGUGGGAUCAACUCCGAGCUGAAGUACUCCAUCCAGAAGGGAGCCUUGGACGCCUUCGCCAUCGACAACAUCACUGGGGUCGUCACCGUCGCCUCUAAACUUGACUAUGACAAGAGAAAUACCUACAGGAUACAGGUUGUUGCCACUGAUUUUGGUACCCCGAGCCUGACGGGCACGAGCGAGCUGUGGGUGCACGUGGCGAACGUGAACGACAAGCCGCCGCGCCUGUCGCCGCCCAGCCAGCGCGCCUCGGUGUCGGCCGACGCGGCGCCGGGCACGCUUGUACACCAGCUCGUUGCCGUGGACCCCGACGUGGCCGACCCCGCCUCGCUGCACUUCGACCGGGCCCCGCAUCGCAUACGCGCCGUCGACACUAGCGGCAACGAGGUAUCGGACGAGGGUGUGUUCGACUCGUGGUUCACGGUGCGGGCGGACGGCGCGGUGCUGGUGUCGCGGCGCCUGCAGCGCGCGCGCGCCGCCGUGCUCACGCUGCCCGUGCGCGUGCGCGACACAGAGGCGCCCGCGCUGCAGCAGGCCGAAGGUGAACUUAUAAUAACAAUAGUGGACGUAAACCGCCACGCACCAGUAUUCUCUCAACCCUCGUACCUUGAGAGCAUAGUGGAAGAACAGCCCAUUGGCACGACCCUGGGCACGUACACCGCCACAGACAAGGAGACGCCAAUAUCUGCCAUCGUGAUACAUCCGCCGAGCCCUUACUUCGUUAUUGAUAAUGUCACUGGUGUAGUUAAGACAGCACAGCGAAUUGACUACGAGAAGAUCCACACCAUCAACUUCACCCUCAUCGCCUUUGACUCCGGAGUGCCACAGCUCAGCACCUCAGCAGGAGUCACGGUCCAGGUCAUCAACGCGAAUGAUGAAGAGCCUACCUUCUCCUUGCCGGGGUACGAAGCUACGGUUGAGGAGCACUCGGCUCCUGGCACCAGCGUGCUCACUGUUAGCGCUACUGAUGAUGAUGAAGGAGAAUUCGGUGAAAUUCGCUUCAGCUUAUCAGGCGAUUCAUCACUGUUCACCAUCGACCCUAUCACUGGGGUGAUCACCGUGGCAGAGGGCGCUGUGAUCGACCGGGAAGUGAUCACCGAUGUAUACAUGAGAGCUAUCGCGAGUGACAAUGCUCACGCGCAUAUGCGAAGAAACAGCAUUGUUCCUGUGCAUAUAAAAGUCUUAGACAUCAACGACCACGCACCAGUGUUCACCCAGAAAGUUUACAAGUCAACUAUUGCGGAGAACCUUCAGCUCAACCCACCAGCUGCCAUCCUCCAGGUCCUGGCCGAGGAUAAAGACGAGGGGAUCAACGCGAAGGUGCAGUACAUGAUAGUAGAGCAAACUGAACCAGGAGUGUUCUCAGUGGACCCUUCCAAUGGUAUCAUAUACCCUUCGAAGCCAGUGAUGGGGAACACCACCUACCACCUCACGGUGGUAGCGACUGACGAGGACGGCUCCGGCUCUAAGUCUGACGUUGCCAGGGUUGAUAUUACUGUGCUAAGUGUCAAUAGACACAAACCUGUCUUUGAGCAUCCGACUCCAGAACAGAAGCAGUUGGAAAUACCAGAGAACGCGGCGCAAGCUGACUAUCUCGUAACCACAAUAAAGGCAACGGAUGAAGACUCCGGCGAGAACGGACGCAUAUCUUACUAUCUGAAGGUGAACAAUCAGAACGUUGGAGAGACGGCGGAGUUUAGUUUGGACAAGGACACUGGAGAGUUGAGGACCAAAACAUUCUUGGACAGAGAACACAAGUCUGAGUAUCAGUUGGUGAUAGCCGCAGUAGACAACGGAACGCCCGCGCAGUUUGAAACCCUUAAGCUUUUGACUGUGGUACUCGCUGAUGAUAAUGACAACACGCCACGCUUCUCAUCCCCCCUACAUCAAUUUGCCAUCAAAGAAAACUUGGUUCCAGGAGUUAUAAUCGGUACGGUCAAAGCUACCGAUAAGGACUCCGGCGACAAUGGCAAGGUUUACUACCAUAUACUAGAAGGGAACCAGGAAGGAGCUUUCACGAUGGACAGGACUUCCGGCAUCAUUAGAGCUAACAUCAGUUUUGAUAGGGAGAAACAAUCCGACUACUCAUUUACUGUAUACGCCAGCAACAACCCACUACUCGAGAACGCGGGUACCAUCUUGAACCUGGUGGAGAAUAUCACAGACGGCGUGGACCCCAGCAUCACAGUGGUGAAGAUCAAAGUACUGGACGAGAAUGAUAACGAGCCAAAGUUUCAGGAGAAGGUUUACUAUGCUGGAAUCAAGCACACAGCCCGUAUCAACGAGCCCAUCCUAUCCGUGGUAGCCGAGGAUCCAGAUCUGGAAGAGAAUGGAACCUUGAUCUACAUGGUGGCUGCGUCUAAUCUGUACAAGUUUGGUGCUGAAGUGUCCAGCGGUAGUGUGGUGCCGUCGCCUUUCAAUAUCAGUCAAGAUGGUGUUUUAAUGACUGCGAACUACAUGUCGGAGUACAACCAAGACAGGUUCGUGCUGGACAUCAUCGCGCAGGAGGUGGCUCCUCCUCAUCGACAAGCUAAGGCACAAGUAUAUGUGUGGAUCAUCGACCGGUCGGCGCUGAUCCGCAUGGUGGUGUCGCGCAGCUGCGGGGCGGGUGGGGCGGGGGGCGGGGCCCAGCGGCGCCUCGGCUCGUCGGCGCAUGCGCUGCUGGUGGCGGGCACGCGCCUGCCGCUCGUGCACGCCGACCGACGGUACAACGACUGGUGUGAAAUCCAUUUGCACGCAGUUGACCCUAACACGUACCAAGUACUACCAGUGGAGAAGGUCCUGGAGACUAUCGACUCUAAAUACGAUGAGCUAAAAGAUAUAUACCAGGAAUAUGGAGUGGAGACACUCAUCGCAGCCAGCGCUAGUUCUAAAGCUCCUGACAGCUUCGAUCCAGCUUUAGCAGCAUUAAUAGCACUGCUCAUAGUGUUAUUCACUGGAAUCGUCACUUUCAUAGUCGUAUGCGCAUGCCUUAAGCACUGGGUCAUUCCUCCACCAUCUCUACAGUCCAGUAAGGGAGACAGCUUAGCAAGGCGGCGCAUCCUCGAAGAGCUCUCGACUACAGAGAACCCUCUAUGGCUGGAGACGAAACUAAGACCUUACGAGGAGCAGGAACUCACCAUGAACGUAUUCGGAGACCAGGAACAGCAAAUAAUUGAAUCUGCUCCGACGGACAACACGUACGCGACAAUCCAGGGCAGCCGCGCGACGGAGCGGUUCGGCGACUACGCCACGCUCGCCGGGGACUCGCCCACGCCCGCAGAGGCCGCGCUCGGCUUCCAGGGUAGCACGUUUAAGCCUCCUUCAGCAGACACGCCGGAGCCACCGCCUAGACCUUCGGGGCUAGGAGUGCUUUGA